AUGGCAAAAACUAAUUUUCCAGAUUGGAGUAAUAUUCGAGAUCAUUAUGAAACGUUACAUAAUUUACAACACGAACAAUUAAUUGCCUUACGUAAAGAAAAUCACGGAUUACGCUUAAAACUAGCGCAUGACAACGAGAGAAAACUAAUUAAGAAAAAAGAAUACGAAGAAAAAUUAGAAAAACUUCAAAUACUCGCUAAUGAUGCAAGUGUUCGAUUAAAUGAAGGUAGUGAAUUAAUUAGAAAAUUACAAAGACAUUUAAAAAUUUCUCAAGAGAAACUAUCGGAUAAAACAAAAUCAUUAUUAGAACAAGAUGACACACUACGUCAUUAUCAAUCACAUAAUACUCAGCUCAAUGAUAAAAUAAAUCAAUUAACAGAUGAAAAGAAACAGCUAAUUGAUGAAUAUACGAUACAAAAAUUACAAUUCUCAUUAAAUCUUAAUGAUAAUCAAAAAGUUGAUGUUGCUGUACAAACUUCACCGGCAUUAUCAAUCCAACGUCGUAGCGUUCGAUUUAAUUUAGACAAAGAAAAUUGCUCAAUUGAUCCAAAAUAUUUUCCAUCGACAAUUCUAGUAAAUAAUCAAUCAAAAUAA
Molecule: messenger RNA, 594 nt
Organism: Rotaria socialis
Lineage: Eukaryota; Metazoa; Rotifera; Eurotatoria; Philodinida; Philodinidae
Source: the annotation of a GenBank genome assembly